ACUCCAACUCGUCUCUACACUUUUCAGUUAAAGAUCUCAUUAGCGACGACGACAACAAGCGUGACACUUACCCAUCCGACCGGCCAUCAACAUGAAAUGCAAAUACGUCUUUGGCGUCGCCCUAGCGCUGAUUGUUGCCAGCUGUUUGGUUCAGGGCUCGCAAGCAGAUCUUAAAUCCGAUUUCCAUGAAUUUCUUGCUUUGGUGCCUCGCAACCGCAUCGGUUACAUCGCUGCUCGUCACUUCAUUAUGGAUGAGCAAUUCCGCGUUGCACUCAAGUAUUUACGCAGCUCCCAGUUCGCCCAGACUUGGCGUCGCAUACGCAACACGGGGGAAUUUCUCGAUUUGGUGGGUUAUUUGCAAACGCAUAACGUAUCACUGCCAGCGCUGCAGGAUGUGACGGCAGCCAUUGAUAAAUUGCCAAAUCAAUUGCGCGCAUUCCGCAUUCCGUCCAAAGUACCCGUCACCGUGAUGAUGCAAAGGAAUUUGGUGUCGUUUAUGCGCGAAGUUAUGCAGUCAAUGCCACGUGCACGUUUUUCCGGUUUAAUGGCGCGUAAAGUAAGCGAAGGCGGUGAUUUUGCCAGACUCUACGGUGCCGUGAAGCAGGAGGAGUUCAAACAAUUGGUUGCCAAAGCCAAGACGUCACCUAAUCUUGCGCCAUCCUGGAGAGAGUUGAGGAGAAAUAAUAUUGAGAUUAAUGAUUUUAUACAAUUGGCCUAUGAAAUUUUAUCGUGGGGACCAUAGCAAUAUUCGGGUGAUAUUUAUGUUAUGUAAGAUAUUUAUUUAUUAUAGUAUAUGUAAUUAUAAAAAUAAACAGUUAUUAUUUAUUA
Messenger RNA from Musca domestica (house fly), 828 nucleotides. RefSeq names its product protein G12. The record is from RefSeq and is a predicted model, not a curated record. Bases 92 to 742 code for a protein of 216 amino acids. The transcript has 2 exons. Lineage: Eukaryota; Metazoa; Arthropoda; Insecta; Diptera; Muscidae.